This is a messenger RNA of Rattus rattus (black rat), 3568 nucleotides long. It is a transcript of the gene Tacc3, whose product is annotated as transforming acidic coiled-coil containing protein 3. The transcript has 13 exons. Gene Ontology annotation, biological process: mitotic spindle organization; cerebral cortex development; cell population proliferation. The record is from RefSeq and is a predicted model, not a curated record. Lineage: Eukaryota; Metazoa; Chordata; Mammalia; Rodentia; Muridae. Gene Ontology annotation, cellular component: cytoplasm. Bases 618 to 2210 code for a protein of 530 amino acids.
GAGGCCGCACCCGCGUUCUGAGUGGGUAAUUCUCGGAAUCCUGCGCGGAUCCACAAGUUGUGAGCCACCCAGACACCCCGGUAUGGGUUUAGCUUCUUCCUUACAAACAGUUCGGAGGAGACACUGCAGCUGGUUCCAUUUAACAGCUGAGAAAAGCCAAGCCAGAGCGAACUGCUCUCUAACCGCAUUCGCGGCCGACUCAGAUUGUCUGUCCCGUGGUGGAUCUCACAGUCACUGGCUACCAACAAGCCCACUGGGCCUGAGAUGCUAGACGACAAUUCCCAUAUGCCCCCACGCUCCCACUGUGCCCUCAAUCCCGGAAGCGGAACUGCCUGCGCAUGAAGGGCGGGACUGGUAUGGCCUGCUAUUGGCUGCCGCCGGCUAUACAGAGGCCUCUUCUGCAGCGCGCUGAUUGGCUGCAGAACCUCAACUCCCGGUAUUUGAAUCUGGGGCGGGCGUAGCGGACGAUGUUCACGGACUGAGAGAGCAGAGCUUGGUCGGAUUCCUUUGGCUCGGUUUCUCUAGCUCGUUUUUCUGUUGCGGAGCAAAUACGGCGCUCCUCCCUUGCGGUUGGCGUCCGCGCGGGCCCAGGGCUCCGCAGCCGUAGGCAGGAAAGGAUGAGUCUGCAUAUCUUAACUGACGAAAAUGUCCCCAACGAGAAGAGUUCAGAAAGCCGUGACUUCCUGUUUUCAGCACCAGAACUUACCGGAAGAUCCUCUGUUCUUCGCCUGUCACAGAAAGAAAAUGUACCUCCCAAGAACCAGGCUAAAGCCGCAAAGGUGACUUUUCAGACACCUCUUCGGGAUCCACAGACACACAGGAUCUUAAGUCCUAAUAUGACCAGCAAACUUGAGGCUCCUUUUGCUCUGGAUGACAGUGUUGGAUUACAAAAUGACCACUGUGUCUUCUUACAGAAAGAGAACCAGCUGCCGGUAGCCCCAGUGGACAAUGUACCUGUGGUUCAGACGGCAGCCGAGAUCCUGAAAGCAGAGGGCGAGUUACAGGAGGGAAUUUUGAAUUCCUUGAGCCCUUCAGCUUUCACAAGUUUUCCAGACGGUGAGCUGGUAACCCCUCCAAUCGAGCCGAUGCCGGAGCCUUCCCCUCAGGGGCCAGAGCCUCUCUUGGACAGCGAGCCAGUGACCCCUCCAGUCAAGCCAGUGCUGGAACCUACUCCUCAGGGACCAGAGCCUCUCUUGGACAGUGAGCCAGUGACCCCUCCAGUCAAGCCAGUGCUGGAACCUACCCCUCAGGGGUCAGAGCCUCUCUUGGACAGCGAGCUGGUGACCCCUCCAGUCAAGCCAGUGCUGGAACCUACUCCUCAGGGAUCAGAGCCUCUCUUGGACAGCGAGCCGGUGACCCCUCCUGUUGAACCAGUGCCAGAGUCUUCCCAUCAGGGACCAGAACCUCUCUUGGACAGUGAGACAGUGACCCCUCCUGUUGAACCAGUGCCAGAGGCUUCCCCUCAGGGACCAGAACCUCUCUUGGACCCAAAGGAAGAGAGCUUCAGAGACCCAGCAGAAGUUCUAGGUGCUGGCGCUGAAGUGGAUUAUCUGGAGCAAUUUGGAACUUCCUCGUUCAAGGAGUCAGCCUGGAGGAAGCAGUCUUUGUACUUGAAAUUUGACCCCCUUCUGAAAGAGAGCCCUUUGCGGUCAAUGCCAGUGCCAGUGGCCCCAGUGACAAAUAGUACACAGGAUACAGAGGAGUCUGGCUCCGGAAAUCCAACAGAAGCCAAGCUUGUCGACUUAGAUUUCUUGGGAGGUCUGGAUGUUCCUGUGUCAGCCCCACCCCUGUGUGCCCUUGAGCCUCGAGGUCUCCUUCCUGCCGAGCCUAUUGUGGACGUGCUGAAAUACAGUCAGAAAGACCUGGAUGCAGUGGUGAAUGUGAUGCAGCAGGAGAACUUGGAGCUGAGAAACAAAUAUGAGAACCUCAACACGAAGUAUCUGGAGAUGGGGAAGAUCGUUGAUGGAUUUGAGAAGAUCGUGUACAAAUCAAUGGAGGAGGCUGAGAAACAGAAGGAACUAGCUGAAGACAAAAUUCAAAAGAUUUUAAGAGAGAGAGACCAACUUACUGCGGAUCUGAACUCUAUGGAGAAGUCCUUCUCUGACCUCUUCAAGCGGUUUGAGAAGCAGAAGGAAGUGAUUGAAGGCUACCAGAAGGGACGUGAUAGCCUAUCUAUCAGCAGGACAAGCUGCACCACGAGACUCUGGUAGGAGAGCACGGCCGGUCUAUGAGACGUGGUUUUAGAGGCUUUAGGAGCCUCAGCAGAAGAGACUGAGGGUUUCCCUGCUUAGUGCUACUAUGUCUGGCAUGCACAAGGCCCUUAGCUCACUCUCCAUUAACUUUUCAACCCUCCUGUCCUCCCAAAAGAAAAAAAGAGGGAAAAAAAAAACUUUGCAGUUAUAGAGUUCUGUGAACAGACACCAUGACCAAGGCAACUCUUACAAAGGACAGCAUUUAAUUGAGGCUGGGUUAUAGGUUCAGAGGUUCAGUCCAGGAUCAAGGCAGUGUCUAGGCAGUCAUGCUUCUGGAGGAGACAAGAGUUCUACAUCUUGAUUGGAAGGCAGCCAGGAGAAGACUAUCUCCUACAUGGCUAGGAAGAGGGUCUCUAAGCCCACCCCCACAGUGACACAGUUGCUCCAACUAGGUCACACCUAAUAGGGCUACUCCCUGAACCAAGCAUAUUCAAGUCACCACACAGAGAUUGGUAUUUUUGGGCGAUGGAGUUUGGGGAACAGCUAACAGUAGGCUCAGGAAUAUCUUGCAAGAAAGGGGAAACUAGACUUCCCCAUGGGGUCAAGUGGAAAAAACAAGUCAUGUCAGAAACCAGCUGCGGAGCUCUCGUAUCUCCUGCUACAUGGCCCUCAGUAGUGGUUAUGAGAGGCCCAGAGUGUGCUGAGGGGAGCAAGGCUGCAUAUAUUAUAUUCCUCAGGACUGUGCUACCCCCAGCCACAGUCUGUAGAAAUCCUAGUCAUGGUUUGCACUCGAGUAAGAACUGAAGCCUGGUACUAAGGUCUGGGGGUUAGGCUCAGGUCCCAGAGGUGACAGUCCAGAAGCUCUCUUUACCUUGAAGGUGGGAUAGACUGUUUUGGUUUUUCAAGACCGGGUUUUUUUGUGUAAGAGCCCUGGCUGUUGUAGAGCUCACUUCAUAGACCAGACUGGCCUCAAGCUCAUAGGUCUGCCUGCCUCUGCAUCUCAAGUACUAGGAUCAAAGGUAUGCACAGCCACACCCAGCUCAAGGGGUGCUUUUUUAAAAUUUACAUUCCAAAUGUUGCCUCCCUUCCCAGUCUCCCCUCCCCUAGCUCUUCACACACACCCUUUGUUUCUGAGAGGGUGAUCAGCCACCCACUCACCCCCACCAGCAUCUCUGUUCCCUGGGGCAUCUUCUCCCAUUGAGACCAGACAAGGCUUUUUCUAAAGAGAAAAUGUCAAGUUGUGUAUCACUAAUGUCCCCCAAAGCCUUUAAGUGUCUACAGUCUGCACUUGACCCUGGGAGUCCCAUAUGCCAAACCUGGACAGAACCCCAGCCUUGGUGGAACAGUGUACUUUUAAGGUUUCCUAUUUGUUCACU